Molecule: messenger RNA, 691 nt
Organism: Schistosoma intercalatum
Lineage: Eukaryota; Metazoa; Platyhelminthes; Trematoda; Strigeidida; Schistosomatidae
Source: the annotation of a GenBank genome assembly
AUGCGAUCGAAAUAUAAUUUUUCAUUCGUAUUCAAAAUCUCUUGUUGUAAGAUGAAAAAUGACAUCAUCCGCUAAAAAACAGAAGGUUAAACUAACGGAGGAGACGAUAACUGAAUACAAGGCACAAUUUGAUGCAUUAGAUCAUGACAAAACGGGGAAAGUCUCCGUCCCAGAUGUAACUAUAUUAAUAAGAAGAGUAGGUCUGAUGCCAUCAAACCUAGAAAUUGAGGAGUUGAUAGCUGACGUGGACAAAGAGAAAACAGCACUUAUUGAAGGUAUAACGUUCGAUCAAUUUUGUGAAAUAGCAUCACGAAAGUACAAUGAAAUAUACACGGAAUCAGAUAUCGUUGAAGCUUUCCGUACAUUUGAUGUCGAAAAUAAUGGUUUCCUUUCAGCUUCUGAACUUCGUCGUGCACUGUGUACGGUGGGUGAGAAUCUCACUGAGGUGGAAAUGGAUGCAAUGUUAGAAAAAGCUAAAAUUGAUAGUGAUGGUAACGUGCACUACGAAGAAUUCGUCCGUUCUAUAACAUCAGACCUUUGAUAAAAGUUAAGAAAGUAUCCAAAGCGAAUACAAUAUGUGAAGAAUAAGAUGAUUUCGAAGUAGUGAUUAUUUUCAUUUUGCGAUUUUGGCAUCGCAUGUCUAAUAUAUAUCUAAUCGUCUUAAAUAGAUGUAUUAACCAAAGUUUUGAAA